Messenger RNA from Drosophila subpulchrella, 1000 nucleotides. RefSeq lists its product as uncharacterized. The record is from RefSeq and is a predicted model, not a curated record. The transcript has a single exon. The coding region runs from base 15 to 890 and encodes 291 amino acids. Lineage: Eukaryota; Metazoa; Arthropoda; Insecta; Diptera; Drosophilidae.
GACAUAUCUCCAGGAUGUCUUGGCAAAUUCAAAGUUUGCUAAUAUCAAGAAUUGUAUGCACAUUAAGAACUACACUUUGGAGCUUGAUUUUGAUAUUCGUCUUUAGCUACUUCCUAGAGAAACAUCUCAAACCCAAAUUUGCUAAACUAUAUAAUAAUUAUUUACCAAAUUUCUGUUUACCCAAUGAUUUUUCUGAUAUUUCUUGCAAAACCAUGACAAGCUUUCACAUUAAACUGCUGUCUGACAAAAAUGUUGUUCUUGUAGAGGCCCCGGGCCACGAGUCGGAGAUCUUUCUACCCGAGAUACACCUGAAUAACAUCGUGCUGGAGAACAUUAUACGUAGUCGUCGGCCAUUACCCAAAAGAUCCGAUGUUUGUGUGGAAUCCACCCAGGGACAAGUUAAAGGCCAGAUCAUCCGGCGCCCACAGAUUCAGCCGCGUUUGACGACGGCGACGGCUGGUCUGGCCCCCUGGGAUGCUUCCAUCGAUGGAGGUCCAUUCACAAGAGCCGCGGAUGAAGAAUCCAGCCCCCAGCAAUUUUCCCUCAAGCUUAUCUCAAACGGCAGCGAGGUGCUAGUAGAGUGCAAUGUCCUCGAAUCUGAGAUUUUUAUACCGAAAUUUUGCGGACAAUACAUAGCCAUGAAACGCACCACCGGUCACCGUUUGCAGUCUUCUCGCCUACGAUCCAAAUCCCACAUCUUAGCAAUCCAACCUCCUAAAGGCGACCCCUUAAGACUGAAUCCUAAGCACUUUUUCGCGAAGGCCAAAUUUAAUAUACAAGUGGAAAACUCUGUCAAAUCAAGAAAAAAAAUGCAAAAGAAGCGCCUUAAACGGGAGCAUCCUAAUAACUCUGGAGCCGGGGAUCAGAAAUUUGGGAAAUUUUUAAAGUGAUACCCUUUUCCUAGAAUCAACAACGAAAAACCAAUCAUUCUUACCUUAAUUAAAUGAUUUAAAUUGCCCCAAAAUUGAGGCUGAAUCACAAUGGCCUUAUAAAGAUCGUU